GUAGAAGUUCACUCCUCAUAUAAUAUUGUAAAUCAAUCGAAUUCUCUGUCCAGGUAUGUUCUUGUGGGAUCUGCUGAUUCACUCGAAGCAAGAUUGAACUUGCACUGUAUGACUAAUCCAAAGCACUAUUUCGGCCUUAGGCUGACUAUCCUUAUUAUUCUGCGAAAUUUAAACAACCAACUUACAACAUUUUUAUAACUGGAUUACUAGCGGCUGGUGGAGAUAAAUAAAACGGAAGUCGUCCAAAAGCAUUCGUCAGGAAGUUUUUUUCAAACAAACCAAUUGUUUGUAUCCGUCACGGAUUUUCUUAGGUCAAGCCACUUUUCAAAAAUGAGCACUACAGUACAACAAAACGUUUUUGUGGCAAUGAUUGAUGCGAUUAGCUGUCCUCUGAAUAUAACUUUAUUCUUGAUAUGUGCACUGCUUGUCUAUAUGAGUCUUCGGCCACUGUUAAGAAAGAAAAAGACCAAGACUAUCCAGGUCCCGAAAAUGGGUAAACGUGAUUUUACGUUAGAGGAGCUCCAGAAGUUUGACGGCAAGGGUGAGCACAAGCGAAUACUGAUAGCGGUUAAUGGUAAAAUAUUCGAUGUCACCAAUAACGGACAGGAGUUCUACGGCAAAGGAGCACCCUAUGCAGUUUUUGCUGGCAAAGAUGCGUCCAGAGCACUGGCAUGUUUUAAUCUGGAGACUAAGAAUGAGUAUGAUGACCUCUCAGAUCUUACUCCCGAUCAGAUGAAGACCUUGAGAGAAUGGGAACUUCAGUUUUCCGGAUUUCUUUGUGAUGAGAAACUAAAUAAUUACAAGGUGUCGUUUUGUGUACCCGGAUCUUUUCUGCAAUAUCUGAGAUUUUAUUGAGAUAUCUUCUGCAGACGGAAAUAUGUGAAGUAGAAUCCAAAGUUUGAAAUAGCUGGUAAACUGUGAAAUGCAAAAGCCACAGCUCCACUGGAGGGGGAAUGCAUUUUAUGAACGAUGUGAUACUAUCCAGAUUCAUAAAACAUCAGUUUCAAUGCAUUUCUCAUCAUAAUGUUUUCCGUCCUGUUGUCUAUUUUAAUGACUCAUUUGCGCUAGUUCGUAGUUUGGUAAAUGAAAUUAAUGGCGUACUGAAAAUAUUUCUGCACAAUUAUUGCCUCGAUAAUUAUUAUGUAUGGAGGUCAGGCAAUGUCCAUUACUGUUCAGUGUCAUUUUUCAGGAAAACAAAUAUAUAGCAUAAUUUUCUUAUAAUUUAGAGCGUUAUGACCAUAUUGGACGACUUUUAAAACCUGGAGAACCACAUCGAGUUUAUGAGAUUAAUGAUGGAGAAGAUGAAGUUGGCGGCACAAAUCAUGUUGUUCAACGUAGUUGCAAGGAGAAAGUAACCUGAUAAACGUUACACUGACUUGUUUCAAGUAUUUUGUGUAUUUAUGUAAGCAUACCAUUGCAAUCUUUUUUUUAUUUUAAAUGGACGCUUAUUACCAACCGUCCAUAUUUGUGUUCCUAAACAUAAUGAUUUCAGUCUUUUGGUUUUCGAUUUGUGCAAUAUUAAUGCUACUAAGUAAUGAAUUCUUGUACACAAAUCUGUAUAUGCUGAUGUGAAUCUCUUUGAAAUUUCGGCUAUUUAGUGGUUUUUAUUUCUGGACAUUUGUUUGCUUUCAUUACUACAAAUGAUUUGUAGAACGUUUAUUUCCUACCAGGUUGCUAAUAUCUGUUCACAUUGUAAAUAUUUGUAAUGUUUUUAAAAAAAUUCUUGAUCCAGUUUA
This is a messenger RNA of Trichobilharzia szidati, 1736 nucleotides long. The record is from the annotation of a GenBank genome assembly. Lineage: Eukaryota; Metazoa; Platyhelminthes; Trematoda; Strigeidida; Schistosomatidae.